Molecule: messenger RNA, 2646 nt
Organism: Lichtheimia ornata
Lineage: Eukaryota; Fungi; Mucoromycota; Mucoromycetes; Mucorales; Lichtheimiaceae
Exons: 14
Coding region: 1-2646 (881 amino acids)
Biological process (GO): peptide catabolic process; proteolysis
Cellular component (GO): cytoplasm
Molecular function (GO): metalloaminopeptidase activity; zinc ion binding; peptide binding
Source: RefSeq, a predicted model, not a curated record
AUGCCUCACAUCUGCAGUAAGAGCAAAUCGUCAUCAUACUUUGCUUCGGCAAAUGCCGUUAAUCAAUAUGCUCCUGAUACCGUCAUUGAGCCCAUUCAUCUUGACAUCUCUUUGCAUCUGGAUGAUCUGCAUGACAAGACUCUCAAGGCCAAAGUCAUAACGACAUUUGCUCACAAUGGCUUGUCUUUGCCUUCAUGCAACGCGUCUUCCUCUACCACUGCCCUCAAUGCAGAAGCAUUCCAACAUGUCAAAGUCUCCGGUGCCUCAUUCAGCUACGACGGUCAUCGCAUUCAGCUCAAAUGGGACACGCCUUUUGCCAAGGACGAACAGCGUAAAGUCACCAUCGACUAUAUCAUCAGUCAUCCCACUGCUGGUCUCUAUUUCCAAAACGAGGAUUCCAUCAUGGGCGCACAGCCAUGCUGGUUGAUUACAGAUCAUGAAACUGAAAAAGCGCGUUAUUGGCUACCUACUGUCGACUAUCCAACAGUGCGCACGACGUUGACAUGGGAUAUUACGGCCCCUCAAAAGUACACUUCUUUGGCCAACGGCAAAUUGCUGUCGGAUGAAACAAAGGAUGGCUACACUACAACGCGCUGGCAACUUGAUUAUCCAUGCCCAUCCUAUCUCGUAUGCUUUGCCGUGGGUGAAUUCAUUUCGGUUGAUGCUGGUGAAGUGGAUGGCAGACCUAUCAAGUACUUUACUGCCGAAGGUUAUAAACAAGCUGAUCUUGAAAGAGCGUUUGACAAGACGCCAGAGAUGAUCCGAUGGCUCGAAGCUAAAGUGGGCGUUACAUUCCCAUGGCCAAAGUAUUACCAGAUUGCAUUGCCAGCAAUUCGUGGCGCAAUGGAGAACAUCUCUUUGGUGACUUGGACCGAUACAUUUGUCAUUGAUGAGAAGAAUGCAUUGGAACGCAAAUAUUUGACGGAUCUUGUCAAUGUCCACGAAAUGGCCCACACCUAUUUUGGUGAUCUUUUGGUCAUUCGUCAUUUCGAACAUGCUUGGCUCAAGGUGAGGCUUGUAGCAACCAUGUCAAAUAUGGAAAUACUGACACAUUUAUGUCAUUUGCAGGAAAGUUGGGCAACCUAUAUGGAAUCAUGCUGGUUACAGGAUAAGAAAUCCGAGAACGACUUUCGAUAUGAGAUGAUGACCAAUGCCAAAGGAUACAUCAAGGAAUGUGCAAAGUACAUGCGUCCCAUUGUUACUCGCAAAUAUGAUUCCUCGUGGGACAUGUUUGAUGGCCACACCUAUCCUGGCGGCGCUUGGCGUAUCCACAUGCUUAGAAAGAAGCUUGGUGACGAAGCGUUUUGGGCUGGUGUCAAGCUUUAUAUCGAUGAGUUUGCAAAGUCGACCGUUCAAACAAGCGAUUUUCAGAGAUGUUUGGAGCGAGCAUCCCAACUCAACUUGCAACGUUUCUUUGAUGAAUGGGUUUACUCAAAGGGAUAUCCUACCUUCAAGGGCUCGUUUGACCAUGAUCUUGCCAAUGGCACUGCACGUAUUUCUUUGACCCAAACGCAAGUUUCCGACAAUGACAACAUUCCUUUGUUCGGCUUGGAUAUGGAGAUUGAAUUGACGGAUGACAAGGGCCAAGUGUACAAUACGACGCUCACUUUUGAUCGAGAGGCAACUGCAAUGGCCACCAUUCACCUCAACAGCAAGGAUGCUCAGCCCAAAGUAUUGAGAGUUGAUCCAGAAAUGAAAUUGCUUUACACCCUUGAGAUGUCAGCUGGUGAAUCAGUGCUCCAACAUACUGCUACCGAGGCGGCGGAUGUACAGAGUCGUGUUUGGGCAUACAAUGAGCUCGUGAAAUUGGGAACGUAUCCAGCAUUAAGCUUUGUCGCCGAUCACAUUGUCAAGGAGCCAUUCUAUGGAGUUCGCAUUGAAGUGUCGUCAGCGCUUGCCAAGUUGAAGAGUGCACAAAGCUUGCAAAUCCUAGCCCAUGUGCUUAAGAAUGAAAAAGACCCAAUGGCAUUGUGGACUAUCGCUUCCGUGGCCCGAAUUGAAGAUAAUCAUAUCCGUGAUGCAGCUUUGGAACGGCUUUCCCGCCACGAUGAGCUUCCCUAUCGUGCACAUGCAGCUCUAUUGGUUGUACUUGCUGAGCAGCACCGGGAUGAAGAUUUGGAGUAUCUUCUCAAGGUUGCCAAAGAUGAUAGCAAGAUUGGUCAGCAUGGCUUAAUUCGUGGUGGAGCAUUGAAAGCGCUUGGCUAUCAUCGUAGUGAAGAAGCCUUCCAGUAUCUCAUUUCACGAGUUGGUUACAACAUUGAACCAAUGCGAGCACGCUUCCAAGCUGUUGAUGGAUUGGCUUACUCGACAAGCUGGCAAACCGAUCGAUUGCAAAAGCAGGCAAAGGAAACACUUGUGAAAUUGGCACGUGACCCCAACUUCUUGGUACGAAUGACGGCUGUUGAAUCAUUGGUCAGCCUUGGUGUCAAAUCCAGUUACAAUGAUGUGGCCUAUACACGAUAUCUUUAUUCGGAAGAUGACCAAUCGUGGUUGGAUCGCAAGUUGUAUGAAUUGUAUCAUCAAGACAUCAAAGAUGCCUCAAGCAAGGCUAAUCAAGAAUUGAUUGAGAAGCUCGAAGGAAGACUUAAAUCUCUCGAAGACAAGCUCCAAAAGUUGACAGCUGCUGGUAAACAAGAGGAAGCUUGA